AACUCAAGAUUGCCACCAGCAGAGAAAUGGCUGAAGGAAAUGGAGAAUUGGUCGAGGAAAUGGCAAAUCAGAAACUGGAAGGAGCUGGCGAUGGCGAACGGACAGAAGACUACACUAAACUGCUAGAAUACGGGCUCGACAAAAAGGUCGCUGGCAAGCUCGAUGAGAUCUACAAAACCGGCAAGCUCGCUCACACCGAACUGGACGAGCGGGCCCUGGACGCGCUGAAGGAGUUCCCCGUCGAUGGUGCCUUGAACGUACUGAGCCAGUUCCUAGAAUCCAACCUGGAGCAUGUGUCCAACAAAUCGGCCUACCUGUGCGGGGUGAUGAAAACGUACCGCCAGAAAAGCAGAGCCAGCCAACAGGGACUACCCACACCUGCAAUAACAGUACAAGCGAAAGGUCCAGACGAGGACAAGAUCAAAGCCAUUCUGGAACGCACAGGAUACACACUCGAUGUGACGACAGGACAACGAAAGUACGGCGGUCCCCCUCCGAACUGGGAGGGCGGCACCCCGGGCAAUGGGUGCGAGGUGUUUUGUGGCAAAAUACCCAAAGACAUGUACGAGGAUGAGCUGAUACCGCUGUUCGAAAAGUGCGGCAAAAUAUGGGAUCUCCGCCUGAUGAUGGACCCGAUGACCGGCACGAAUCGGGGCUAUGCGUUCGUCACCUUCACCUCACGGGAUUCUGCCUGCAAUGCAGUGCAGGAGCUGAAUGAUUAUGAAAUUCGGAAAGGCAAAAAGAUUGGUGUAACGAUAUCAUUUAACAAUCACCGGCUCUUUGUCGGAAAUAUACCUAAGAAUAGAGAUCGCGAUGAGUUGUUAGAGGAAUUUGCUAAAUACGCACCCGGCCUAAUGGAAGUGAUAAUCUACAGUUCACCGGACGACAAGAAGAAGAACCGAGGAUUCUGCUUCCUCGAGUACGAGUCACACAAAGCGGCAUCGCUAGCGAAGCGGCGACUCGGAACGGGAAGGAUAAAGGUGUGGGGUUGUGAUAUAAUAGUGGACUGGGCGGAUCCCCAGGAAGAACCGGAUGAACAAACGAUGAGCAAGGUCAAAGUAUUAUACGUGCGCAAUCUGACACAGGAUACCAGUGAAGAGAAGUUAAAGGAAAGUUUUGAACAGUUUGGCAAAGUUGAACGGGUGAAGAAAAUCAAAGACUACGCGUUCAUUCACUUCGAGGAUCGUGACCACGCGGUCAACGCGAUGAAGGAGCUGCACGGCAAGGAACUCGGAGGGUCGAACUUGGAGGUUUGUGUGUCACUGGCGAAACCUCCGUCCGAUAAGAAAAAGAAGGAAGAGAUCCUGCGAGCCCGGGAAAGGCGCAUGAACCAAUUUCUGCAGUCCAGGAUGGGGAUAGUUGGUGAUUUCGUUCCUCCCUACAGCAUGUCGCCCCAGCAUGCCGGUAUGAUGUCAGGUGCAAUGCCACCGAUGCGAAUUCCUAGCGGUGCCGGUGGUCCCCGAGGAGCUCCGAUGCGUGGCCCGAUGAGCCGCGGCGACUAUGCAGCAAUCGGUAAACGUAAGUUCGACGGAGGUCACCAAAAUCAAGGGGAUAUCAAACGGCGCUACGGAGCGGCGGCAGCAGCAGCAAUAGGAAAUCUUGGUAGUAACUGGGGCAGUCAGCCCUUGCCCCAGCAACCCCUCGGCACCAACGGUGGGGAGCAGUGGUACACCGACACCUACUCGGUGUGGAGCUAAAGAAACAACAACAACAUCAACCGCAAAUCGUACACACUUUCACAAACUCACAUCGGAUGAAAAUUUACCCUAACACACACUCACACACACACAAACAUCGGAAUCAUCGGUUGAUAAAACAAACAAAAAAAAAACACAUUCAAGUCGACGUGCAACACGGAAUGGAAAGCAGUCAUCGCCUAGCAAUCGCUACGACUUUUACUAAUACUAAUAGGAUUAUAAAAAAAACGUAAACAAUUAUGUAGCUAUAUUGGUUCAUCAAAAUUCAAACAAAAAAAGGCGAAAGCUCUCACCAAUACAAUCGUAGUUACACUCUAAAUUGCAAACGUACUACUACUAUACGAUAAACAGUCUCUUUUAAAGAAAAAAAAAAUAAAGAAUACAAUUAGAUCGCUAAUUAUAUUGUAUAAAAAGCAAACACACAAAAAAAAAACUUAUCUUUCGCUAAUCAUCAAAAAAACAAUAAUAAGAAAACGGUAAAAAAUGACUGAAUUUUUCAUAAUUCUUAAUAUUUAAGAUUUAGAAAUUAAAACAAAAAAACAACAGCAAGAAAAAGGAUACGUACUGUAAUCAACCAAGUUGUAGAAUUUUAAAAUUAUUCAACAUUCGAAACUUUGAGAUUAACCCAGAAAAAUUAGGCCAUUUUUAUUUGAAAUUUCAUCUUUGAUUUAAUACUUCAUUCGAUACACACUGAAAACAAAUUAACAAUUCGAUGAAAUGGCGGAUCUCCACCAACCCAACUCACCCAAACACACACACACACACACACACACACACACACAUACACAUACACGCAUGUGUUCGCGCUCCACCUACCGGAAAUGGGCGGGGGAGGGUUAAAAAGAGAAAGUGAUAAGUUUCUUUCAGUUUUCGAAAAUUAUUACCAAUAUUUCCUAAUUGCUAAAAGAAUGCCUAAGUCGUAUUAAGAAAACAAAAACAGCAGCAGCAAAAAAAAAAUCCAAACUCAAAGUGAAGAAAUUUAGUUAGAUUGAAAAUCUCACCGUGCUUCAAAAGUAAUGUCGACACCGUAGGAAGGAGGAGACGAAAAAAAAAUUAACCCAAUACAGGAAAAGCAAAAAAAAAAAAAAAGAAUCGUUUGAGUGUUUCGAAGAAACGGAAAUUUAGUUUUGGUGACUCUUUGGAAAAGUAAAUUAAAAAAAAAAACAAUGAUGUAAAUAAAUUUUCGGACAGUGCGAAUUCGUGUAUUUAGUAAUAAUAAAAAAAAACUAGAAAAAAGAAUCAGUUUCGGUGGAAUAAAAAAAUAUGGAAGAAUAACGAAAAAAAAACACAAGCAAGCAAAAAUAUAAGAAAACAUACAAGUGAUUUAUUUUGAUUAAAGAAGAAAAGAAAAACGUCAUAAAGAAAAAAAAACAAAACAAAGUAUAAAAAAUUCAAUAUGGUGAAAUGUGAUUAACUAAAGAAAAGAAAAUAUUUGUAAAAAGAACAAAAUCUUGUAAAAUUUGGAUGUGUAGGAUUUAGGCUCUUCGGAGUAGCAAAAAAAUUAUCAGUUUGGCUUGGCAUGUGCAGAAGAAAAUUGCAGUGAUUAAAGAAAUCUUUCAAAAAGAGGAAAAAAAAUGCGCGGAAACCGAAUCGGAAAAACAGCGGAAAAAAGUGAUAAGUGCAAAAUUCAAAAGAAAACCAAACAUUCGGAAGUGAUCGAAGCAAAAAAAAAAUAACAAGUUUAGGUGAAACCAGGAAAACAUACGACAAAAUAGUGUAAAACACGAAAAGUUUGAUAUCAGCUUUUUUUUUAGGCAAAGAAGAACAAUUUAGGCAUGACAAUAUUCGAAAUUAUCGAUCGGCAAAGCUUUUGAAAGUGGCGGCAAAGCGAGAAACAUAAUCUGACUGACAGUUUCGUUUUGUUUUUGGGAGAAAAAAAAAUCUGGCAACACAUACCAAUGGUAGCAAGGGGCUCCCCGCUGUCGUAGCACCGUGAAGGCUUUUUUCACACACAGAAAACGUACACUCUAAGAUUGAAACCAUCAAAAUUCGAUUGAAGAAAAUCAUUGCUUACUACGAUCCAUUUUUAUAAACUCACACACAGGAAACUGGAAACACUGUAGAAUUUGUUUUCCUUGGCAAAAAGUGGGAAUUGUGCGUUUGACAAGCUUCACUUUUUUGGAAAUUUUAUUUUAUUGAUUAUAAAAGGAACGCACAGUUUCCAACUACAAACCAUCUCACACUACCGGUGCAUUGCUGCCGCAGUGGAAUUUAUAUCAAUUUUGUUUAAUUCUCUGUUAUUUGUUGAUUCGAAAAAAAACAACCCUUUUUUUAAGCAAAACAAAACAAACACACAUAUACAUAGAAGGAUAGCAGAAAUCGUUCAAAGCAAACCAGCUCCCUUCGCACGGAAGGUGAUGCAAAAGUAAACUACAAACAAAUCCACUAGCCACGACAGACCGACCAACCGACCGACCGACGACGUUUCGGCUCCACCCUGGCGAAGUCAAUGGCGGUGACGAUCGCUCUCACCAAUACAAGCACACGCAGAACCGGUUUUCACAAUUGCUGGCAUGCGCUGGAGCAAAUAAGUGGAAUUUCUUCGAGUCGUCGUGGUGUUUUCUUUUUCAAUUCUUUGUUGUCAGAAAACUGGAAUGGUGCCCCAAAAAAAAAAAAAAGCUGCCUUAAAUGAAAUUUACACUCGACAUAAACAAACAAGCAAACAACCAACCACAGUCACACACACACACAUACAUUAAGCUGAGCGGAAAAGAAGCAUGGAGCAAACAGAAGGAAGGAUGAAUGGAUGGAUAAGAAGGAGAAUACAACAAGCAAACAAGCAAAAAAAAAUAUGUGGGAGAAAAGACUGAAUGAAAAUUAUUUCAAAUUAUUUAGAAGAAGGAAUAUGAGAAGCGAAGGAGAACGGCUCCGAUCGAGGAAUGCAACAAGGAUGGCGGCGACUGGCCGGAGACGACUGGCUGCCAUUUGCAUGACGGAUUCAGGAGAUCUGCGCGCGUGGCGACGUGACGUAAACGCAGAAAAACGCUCGCUCUCGAGCUCGAGCAGAGCGGAUCGGAUCGGAUGGAAAGACUCGUGAACCCUUUUUUUUUAGUGUGCUAGGAGCGUUCAAUUAUUAUUUGUUUAUUUUUCCGGUCAAAAUAACGAUUGAAAACUGUAAAGAAGAGAACACGUAACGCUAAAGAAAAAAAAACUAAGUGAAACAAGAGUAAAAUUAUGCAAUAUUCAAUCAUUAUUUUUAAAAUAUUUUUUUGUGUACGUUCUAAAACUCAAAAAUUAUGUAGCGGAUUUAAACGAUUGUAAAAGUGAAGCAAAACCAGUUUAGUUGUAAAGAGCAAUUUUUCAAGUCGACAAAAACGGAUCUAGAAAGGUUUUUGACACGUGCAAAAAAUACACACUCUGCCCACAGUAGGCCGUGCCCACCGAUGACAGCUGCUCCACAGUGCUGCCAGCUUUGUUUCAAUUUCCUCUGUUUGUAUACUUUUUUUUUUUUAGUUUUCGUCAAAAACGUUACCGUUUUAUCUAUUUGUAGCUGUAAUUUCCCGUUAUUAUUUUUUGUUACCUCGUAAUCGUUAUCUUUCUAUUCGGAAGCAUAUUCUGUUUUUGUUCAUCUUUGUUGGUUAAAUGUUUCGAUUUUGGCUGGCAGCACUUGUCCGCUGCCUUGGGCGAGACUGGCCUGCUCUUCCGGGCAGACACAGCAGCGCGUACCUUCGGCGGAAAAAUAUUCUAAUUAUAUAAAUAUUAACGUUUAGAUGUUAUUCUUAAUUGUACGCGCUAAACGGAGAAAAGAAAAAAAGAAAAAAACCGACGGAAGAAAUAUUUGUAAAGAAGCUACUGAUAAAAGAAAGUAAAGAAAAUCAAACACUGACAGAACUAAUCGAAGAAAAAGUGAAGGCAAAAAAUGUGAAAAUCCGAGAAAAAAUGGAAAAAAAAAAUAUUUGUAUAAAAAAUAUAUAUUGAGAAGUUAUUAUGUUAAUUAUAUAUUUUUUAUUUUAUAUUGUAUUUUGAUUAUAAUAACGUAAAUUUUAAUUAUUUUAGAUAAAAUUACCCUAUUUUUAGUUCAUACAUGAGAAAACAAAACCCAGCCAACAACUAAUAAUCGCAAAAACCAGUUUUCAGAAGAAAUUUGACGAAAAAUUCGAGCAGAACACAAUGAACGAUUUCCCCCUUCUACCGUUUUUUAAAGCAUAAAAGAAACAUAAUUAAAAUAAUUAAUUAAUUUUAAAUUAUCCAAAAGCCUCCACACACUAUUUUUCUUUAUUUAAUUUUUACAAGAUUUAAGUUUAAACAGUACGUCAAUGUGAAGCAACAUUCAACUUACAUAACCUUUGCCUACACAUGUAUGCCUCCAGUUUUCAUUUUUUUUUUCUUGAUCACAUCAAUCUAGUUUAGUAGACAAGUUUCCAAACAAACACACAGCAAAAACAACAGAUGUGGAAUCGCAAACAAAAAAGCAUAAUAUAUUAUUCACAGAAUUUUAAUCUUAUACAUAGUAAAGCAGAAUAGUUUUAAUCUCCUUAUCUAAACAGAAACAGACAAACAAACAAAAAGCAGCAAAGCAAACACUUACUAUCAAUCAACCAAAAGCAGAUGAUAAAGAAGAAAAACACUCAAACAUUAACGUCAAAUCACAGAACAACUACGAAGAUUAUGACCCCCCUUGAUUUAACAAUAAAAAAAAACACAAGAACAAAAUGGAGACCUCGAGUCAGAGCACCGUUUGUAAAUCGUUUCUUUACUCAAAGAGCAAAACAGAAAACAAAAAAAAAAACCGCACUGAGAGCCAUCCUAGGGAGAGACCACGCAAAGCUAGAAACGAGGAACGUCAAACAACAACCAUAGAAACAAACAAACAAUAACAAGGCAGCAAUGGAAAGAAGAGAAAGCGAGAUUAGCAGCGACGAUUAGCAGACGAAGCAGCAGACAAACAAAACACCACCAGAGUCAUAGCCAACUUUGUUCUCAAGCACAGAUUAAAUGUACCGUUUGAUUAGUCAUUAUGUUUACCAACCCUCGGAACAACAAACUUACUUUUUUUUCUCAUCCACACCGACACAGACACUCACACAAGCAUCAACCUUCCAUCCCGGUGGAUAUCUCUUCCGCUCCCGCGGACUCUGCACUCUCGAGUGUUGAUAGCAGUUUUUGUUCCUCCCUCGCACAUUCCCUUUUCCAGUCCCGAAAAAAAAAAAUCUCUUUUGUGUUUUGAUCAACAAGCAGCAGCAUUUCUUUCUCAUUUCCUCUCAAUUCUUCAUUCUCAUCAACUCACUCUCAUAAUAAACUCAUUACUGACACACAUACACAUAAACAGACGAGCCAUGAAGAGCUUCUUGAGUUUCAUUAUUGUUUUGUUUUUUGUUUACAAUUUUUGUUGGUAAAAUUACACUUUAAAUUUGGAUCUGGUUGGCAAUUUCGAUAGACGGAUAAAAUACACACAAACACUCAAGUUGUACGUAACGUAUAACGAAAAAAGAAGAAACAGUAAAAAAUCAAUAAGCAAAGAAAGGAAAGCUAAAACUGAGAGAGCAAAGUAAGCAUUAACUAACAGGAACAACAACAACAACAACAGUAGAAAAAAACACACACAUUUCAAGCAAACUAAAAUACGAAUUGAAGGUAACAUAAAUUAAGCGGAGUUGAAAGCUUCCCGUGGUUUGAAGUAUAAGAAUUGGCAAUUGAUAAAGAAACACAAAAUGACAUGAAAAGCUUCACAGGAAAGCUUUCAAUUUCGGUUCUUGUUUAGAACUACUUCCGGCAAUUUAUUUAACAACCUAAACGAAGAAGAGGAAGAAGAAUAAGCAAACAGAAGAGUAAAUAACCAGAGAGAAGAAAGAAAACAGAAAACAAACAAGUAACAAAUAAAUAAAGAUAAACAACCUUUGUAUCUUCUCUAUAUACGAAAGAAAAAUAAAUAAAAAUAAAUGUUAA
This is a messenger RNA of Ochlerotatus camptorhynchus, 7583 nucleotides long. RefSeq names its product Syncrip (gene Syp). Gene Ontology annotation, molecular function: mRNA binding. NCBI's taxonomy places the organism in Eukaryota, Metazoa, Arthropoda, Insecta, Diptera, Culicidae. The transcript is spliced from 12 exons. Gene Ontology annotation, cellular component: nucleus; ribonucleoprotein complex. Bases 27 to 1697 code for a protein of 556 amino acids. The record is from RefSeq and is a predicted model, not a curated record.